Molecule: messenger RNA, 1857 nt
Organism: Saitoella complicata NRRL Y-17804
Lineage: Eukaryota; Fungi; Ascomycota; Saitoellomycetes; Saitoellales; Saitoellaceae
Product: alpha/beta-hydrolase
Exons: 1
Coding region: 1-1857 (618 amino acids)
Biological process (GO): lipid metabolic process
Source: RefSeq, a predicted model, not a curated record
AUGUCCGUCAGGGCACAAUACACCCACGACAGCGACGGAAACCCCUACCCAGCCGCCGGACGUUCAACUGCAAAAUCACAUUCCGUCCUACAAUCCCUCCACGACAAAGUCACCCAUCUUCGUCAUGGCCUAACACAAGGGCAUAUACCCCUCACCGACCUUGAACGCGGCCAAACACCCGAUGCCGCCCAAAGCUCCGGUCGCGGUCAACAAGGCGAGAACAUUGACGGCCAACCCCAAGCCGGCGAACAAACAAAUGUUCAACACGCACCAGCAUUCACUAACCCCCUCUUCCCACCUCUCCCGCUCUACGGUCCCCCGUCCUUCCUCCGCUCCCUCCAAGUCGGAUUCUUCCGAUGUAUCGGACUUUUCCUGUCCCUCAUGUUUCUCAUGUGUGUCGUCCUCGGCGCCGAAGUCACACAUAUCCCCGUCACCGCACGGCGUCUUUACAACCUCGCUUUGGGUCGGGAUCCAGAUAUGAAUCGUCCAUUUAUCGAGUUGGAGAGGCGGCGGAUGAAGGAGAGGAAGGAGAAUGGAAGGGUGAAUGCGAAGAUUACGAGGGAUGUGGGUUAUUAUGCGAGGAUGGUGGGGUUGGAUUGUGCGGAGGAGACGUGUGUGACGGAUGAUGGGUUUGUUCUUCAUUUGCAUCAUAUCAUUGAUCCAAAUCCGCCUCCCCACCUUCUGUCCGAACGACUUGAUCACGAGAAGAAACGGUAUCCGGUAUUGCUUCUACACGGGUUACUACAAGCUGGUGGCUCCUUCUGCACGAAUGACGAAGACUCCCUGGCGUUCUGGCUCUGCAAACAAGGCUACGACGUGUGGGUCGGAAACAACAGAUGUUGGUUUAACCCCCAACAUGUCGUUUUAAAAUACGGUGAUCCGCGAAUGUGGGCCUGGAACAUCCGUCAAAUGGGAACCCUCGAUCUCCCAGCCAUGGUCCGACACAUUGGUACCAAAACACGGACAGAGAAAGUCGGACUCGUCGCGCAUUCUCAGGGAACGACACAGACAUUCGUUGCGCUUGCCCGCGAACAAGUACCUGGCUUAGGAAACCAGAUCAGCGUAUUCUGUGCCCUCGCGCCAGCGGUCUACGCCGGCCCCCUCAUCUCCCGCGCUCAAUUCAAAUUCAUGCGAAUCCUCUCCCCAAGCAUGUUCCGAAUCUUCUUUGGCAUCCACGCUUUCAUCCCCUUCAUGGUCUGGAUGAACAAACUCCUCGUCGGCCGCGCACGAUUUCUCGGCGUACUGUACGGGUACCUCGGAUACCUCGUCUUCGCAUUCCUUUUCGGCUGGAGUGAUCGACGCUGGGACCGUGGGUUGCGGAGUAGGUUUUUCGCGUUUGCGCCGUGUUAUGUUAGUGCGGAGAGUAUGCGGUGGUGGAUGGGGAGGGAUGGGUUUGCGAAGCAUAAGUGUAUUUUGGAGGAUGGGGAAGGGGAGGGGUGGUAUGGGGAGAGUAUGCCGCCGGUUGCGAUGUGGCAUGGAGGUGCGGAUCGGUUGGUUGAUUCGAGGAGUUUGCAGAGGAGGAUGAAGAAGGAGGAACAUGUGAAGGUUGUCAGGGAUGUGGUGAUUGAUGAGUAUGAGCAUCUGGACGUCAUCUGGGCUGUUGACAUGAUCGAGAAAGUCGGAAAGGGCGUCCGAGAUGCGAUCUGGGAAACAGUGGAGGGCGAUGGGUGGGUUUGUCCUAUCGGAUGCAAAGAAGAAGAUCGAGGAAAGAGUGUGAAGAGGGAGGGUGAAAGAUACGGAGAGAUCGCACCGGGUGGCGGAAGAGGGCGGAGAAGGAGUACGAGGACUAAUGAUGAGCAAAAGGAGGACGAGGGGAGGAAGAGGACGGGUGAGAUGGGAAAUGCCGAUGAGGAGUGA